AAUCUGUCAAUAUUUAAUUUCCAUUUUAACACAAUAACUUUAGGUAAUCUGUACUCAGGUAAUAUGCCAUGGUUACACCUGAUAUGUGUCCCAUUGGACUUGAUACCUAAUUUUUGAAAGUUUCUCACAGUUUAUGGUUACAACGCGUGAGGUCGCUGAUGGCCGCGUGUUUCGUGAGCUCGGUAUUUUAAGUCUCCUCCUUUCUUUUUAUGCGUCACAGCAGACUUCGUGCUUUGUUGCAUGAGCAGAAACCAUGGCUGAAAGCCGAGGAGUGGAAUCAUUUGGUCUAAAAAUUUGCCCGAUCGAGAGGCGUUUGUAUAGAAAUAAUUAGGAUCUGGUCUGUUUCUCUUAAAUCAGCGAUGGACAGAAGAAGGAAUAAUUGGAUUUUAUUUUUGCUGCUCAUGUUGUUUGUAUCCAACCGGUCUGCUGCUCAGAUAUCCUACUCCGUCGCCGAGGAGGCGGACAAAGGAACUGUGGUCGGGAACCCCGCAAAGGAUUUAAAUGUCAAUGUUCGAGACCUGCAAACUAGGAAUCUAAAUAUUGUGUCGGGACACCGUAAGAAAUACUUUGAGGCUGAUUUUAAAACAGGAGAUCUUUAUGUCAACGAGAGAAUAGAUCGUGAGGAGCUUUGUCUGAACUCUAUUAAAUGCACAUUAAACGUCGAGGCCAUACUGAGUGAUCCUGUGGUGCACAGACGCAUUGAGGUGGUGAUUGCUGAUGUGAACGACAAUGUGCCUACUUUCAUGGAUAAAUCAUUUUCUCUCAACAUCUCUGAAUCUUCUCCAGUGGGCGAGCGCUUCUUGUUGCCUUUGGCAGUCGAUGCAGAUUCGAGCAGCAACUCUGCAAAAAAUUACAAGCUCAGUGUAAAUGAAUACUUCUCCCUCGAUGUACAGAGCGGCGGAGAGCACGGCGCAUCUGCUGAAUUAGUGCUACUAAAAGCUUUAGACCGAGAGAAGCAAGGAGUAAUUAAACUGACACUCACUGCUACAGAUGGAGGAAGACCUCCAAAAACUGGAACUCUACAGAUCAUUGUUAAUGUUCUGGAUGUGAACGAUAACACUCUGUCGUUUAGCAAAACACUCUAUAAAGCUCGCGUUAAUGAAAAUGCCCCAGUUGGAUCUGUUGUUAUUCAGCUUAGUGCCACUGAUUUAGACAAAGGAGACAACGGGAAAGUAGUCUACUCUUUUUUCAAACGUGCAACCUUUAACCCAUCUGAUAUAUUUUUGAUAAAUGCAGAACGGGAGAUGUAAGCUUUAAAAGGGAAUUAGACUAUGAAACACAAUCAGCGUACGAAAUCCAUGUUCAAGCGACAGACAAAGGUUCGUCACCUCGGAGAUCAAAUGGAUAGCUUUUAAUCGAAGUAGUGGAUGUAAACGACAACGCCCCUGAAAUUAUUGUAACAUCACUGAUGAACCCAGUUAAAGAAGAUGCUGAAACAGGAAGCGUUGUCGCUUUGGUCACAGUGACGGAUAAAGACGGUGGCAAAAAUGGGCAAACUCGUUGUAAGCUUGUUGGAUCGACUCCUUUUAAGUUAAAUUCUAAUUAUAAGAGUUAUUAUUCUUUAGUUGAAGAUGGACCACUUGAUCGAGAAGCCCAUCCUUCUUACAACGUCACAAUUAUAGCUAAUGAUGACGGUGUCCCAUCUCUGUCCAGCUCCAGCGUUAUUAAUGUUCAAGUUGCUGAUGUAAAUGACAACGCACCUCGUUUCCUAGAUCCUGUGAUCAAUAUUUAUGUGAAAGAAAACAGCCCAGUUGGAGCCAGUAUUUUUACCAUACGUGCAGUCGAUCCUGAUGUAAAUGAAAACGCCAGAGUA
Girardinichthys multiradiatus is the source of this 1813-nucleotide messenger RNA. RefSeq lists its product as uncharacterized. Gene Ontology annotation, molecular function: calcium ion binding. Bases 360 to 1250 code for a protein of 296 amino acids. The record is from RefSeq and is a predicted model, not a curated record. The transcript has a single exon. Gene Ontology annotation, cellular component: plasma membrane. NCBI's taxonomy places the organism in Eukaryota, Metazoa, Chordata, Actinopteri, Cyprinodontiformes, Goodeidae. Gene Ontology annotation, biological process: homophilic cell-cell adhesion.